UAUCAGUUUCAAAAAAUCUCUCCAAAACCCCUCAAAAACCCUUCAUCUGAUGCUCUCUCCAAGCUUCCCAAGCCUCACUAAAACCCCCUCCUGAUAAAACCCCACUUCCAAAACUACCCUUCCUAUCUUCCCAAAAAGACAAUUAUAUCCUCCCUCUCCCAUGGAACUCUCCUCCUCUUUCCUUCACCUCUCCAAAUCCUCCCCAUCUGACCUCUCCUUCUCCAUCUCUCUCUCCCCAUUUCCCCUUCAAAACCACCUCAAAAAACCCAUCUCAAAUCACCCCAUCUCGCCGAUUUCCGCCGUCUCUGUCCCCCCGCAAGAAACUUCCCAAAAUACCCCUCAGAGGCUGCUCAAAGAGCUCGCCGAGCGGAAAAAAACCGCCUUUCCGAAGAAAAAGAUUCCUCCCAAAAGAUUCAUCCUCAGACCACCUUUAGAUGAUGCCAAAUUGGCCCAGAGAUUCCUCAACAGCCCCCAAUUGUCGUUGAAAUCCUUCCCUCUAUUGAGCUCUUGCCUCCCGCCCGCCCGCCUCAACAAUGCUGAUCAGACAUGGAUCGACGAGUAUCUGCUCGAAGCGAAGCAGGCGCUGGGGUACCCGUUGGAACCCUCUGAUCGCUUUGAUGAUGAUAACCCGGCAAAGCAGUUUGAUACGUUGUUGUAUUUGGCAUUCCAGCAUCCAUCAUGUGACCGGACGAAUGCGCGGCACAUCCGGGCGGGGCAUUCAAGGCUGUGGUUUCUUGGGCAGUAUGUGCUGGAGCUAGCACUGGCGGAGUACUUCUUGCAGCGGUACCCGAGGGAGUCACCAGGGCCGAUGAGAGAGAGGGUUUAUGGAUUGAUUGGGAAGCGGUAUCUGCCGAAGUGGAUUAAAGCUGCAAGCUUGCAGAAUCUGGUUUUCCCGUAUGAUGAGAUGGAUAAGUUGAUAAGGAAGGAUCGGGAGCCCCCUGUGAAGUCUGUGUUCUGGGCUUUGUUUGGAGCAAUAUAUCUGUGCUUUGGCAUGCCCGAAGUAUAUCGCGUCCUCUUUGAGGCAUUCGGUAUGGAUCCGGAAGAUGAGGGCUGCCAGCCAAAAUUAAGGCGCCAACUUGAGGAUGUUGAUUAUGUUUCAGUAGAAUUUGAAGGCAAACAGCUCAGCUGGCAAGAUGUUGUGGCCUAUAAGCCUCCACAAGAUGCUCUUUUUGCGCACCCAAGGGUUUUUAGGGCAUGUGUGCCUCCAGGUAUGCAUCGGUUCCGAGGAAACAUUUGGGACUAUGAAAACAGGCCCCAAGUCAUGCAAGCAUUGGGUUAUCCGUUGCCAAUGACUGAUAGAAUCCCAGACAUAACUGAGGCCAGGAAUAUUGAACUUGGACUUGGGCUUCAGCUAUGUUUUUUGCACCCAUCCAAAUACAAGUUUGAGCAUCCUCGAUUUUGCUUUGAACGGUUGGAAUAUGUCGGCCAAAAGAUUCAGGAUCUAGUGAUGGCUGAGAGGUUGCUAAUGAAGCAUCUCGAUGCCCCUGGGCGAUUUUUGCAAGAGAAGCAUCGCCGCCUUCUGCUCAACAAGUUCUGUGGGCGAUACUUACGGGAGAAGUACCUCCACCGCUUCAUCAUCUAUGGCGAGCAGGUCCAGGACUCGUAUGAACACAACCGGAGGCUCAGGAACCCAUCGACGACUGCUGUGCAGCAAGCUAUCCAUGGGCUUGCUUAUACUGUUUACGGGAAACCCGAUGUGAGGCGCUUGAUGUUUGAGGUUUUUGAUGUCGAGCAGAUCCAGCCCAAAGCAGUGUAAAGGUUAGUGAUUUGUUGCAAGAAUCCAAUGCGUCAAAGGGUGAAUUAUAACAAUAUGCAAAUUUGCACGAUAUCCUUGGGUUUUUGGUUUGUACAAGUGGGGCCCACCUUUGCUAGUCAAGAUGGUUGAUCUGAUGGGCCCUAUUGUCAAGGGAGUAUGCCCCAAAAAUCUCCCAGACAAUGAUCCACACCAUCCCCCCUCUCCUCCUUUUGCCAUGUUUCUUAACGACUCACUGUGGAGAUUUUUGGGGCAUGGUCCAUCCACUGUGGCGGCCCAUCAGAUCAAUGGCCCGGCUUGCCUAAAUGUGGUCCUGUCCAAACUAAGAACCUGAGAAUACCUUUCAUAUCCUCUGGUUGAGAAUCAUAUGAAUCCCUUGUGACUUGUGAGCAUAUCUUUCUUCUCUCACUCUCAGUUCAGGUGCCGAAUGAGUUGUAUUCAUGCUAAAUCCGCAAUUUUAGUCCAAUUGUGGAUUUGGGUUCUGCGUAAAUCCAUGUAAUUGUGUUAUAAGCAUGUGAAUUUUUGAAUCAAAAGAUCUUUGAUGUAAUCUAGGAGAACAGAUGUAGUUGAUGAAAAUUGGACUUUGAUGUCUUGGGUUCAAGACUCAAUGAAGAUCUCCUUCAGGAAUA
Messenger RNA from Magnolia sinica, 2382 nucleotides. Its product is annotated as ribonuclease III domain-containing protein RNC1, chloroplastic. Gene Ontology annotation, cellular component: nucleus. Gene Ontology annotation, biological process: regulation of gene expression; rRNA processing. Lineage: Eukaryota; Viridiplantae; Streptophyta; Magnoliopsida; Magnoliales; Magnoliaceae. Gene Ontology annotation, molecular function: ribonuclease III activity; double-stranded RNA binding. The record is from RefSeq and is a predicted model, not a curated record. The coding region runs from base 161 to 1756 and encodes 531 amino acids. The transcript is spliced from 5 exons.